UGUAUGCGCCCUAUGAAGGGCACUACAGCUGUGAACGGAUUGAGAGUGGUCCAGUGUGAACAUGGCGUCUCUGUACAAGGUUGUGAGCGGCGCAGGGCGCAGAGGAGCGCGUUUCUUCCUGAAAGCUGAAGUUUCUCCGGGCGGUAGAUUUUACAGCAGCGGUGAUGGAGGAGCUUCAGCCGCCGGAGGAGCGGAGGAGAAACACAAAAGCGGAUUUGCUGCUGCUUAUGAACUUCAUUCUGAACUGAAACAGCAGCAGGACACCAAGACUCACAGGGCACACAGAGACGGUAAUCGCUCCCCUGAUGACCCCCAGUCUUUUGCCUCGCUGCUGCGUCACUCUCCGUUGAUCCAGAUGGGUCCGGCCAAGGACAAAAUCGUCCUCGGUAAAGUUUUCCACGUGGUCCAGGACGACCUGUACAUCGAUUUCGGAGGCAAGUUCCACUGCGUGUGCAAGCGGCCCCAGACGGACGGCGAGAAAUACCGGCGUGGCAGCGUGGUCCGGCUCCGGCUGGAGGACCUCGAGCUCACCUCGCGCUUCCUGGGUGCAAACACGGACACCACGCUGCUCGAAGCCGACGCCACGCUACUCGGGCUGCUCGAGGGGAAAGAGGCCAAAGAGAAGGAGUAGCAGCUGUGGACGAGUAGCUACGGAUCGUCGCUUUACGACCCUUCAAUACUUUGCGUUUGUUCUGUGAACAGAAAUGUGAAUAAAUUGUUCUUGAAAUGUUGAUCAUGUAAA
Silurus meridionalis is the source of this 742-nucleotide messenger RNA. It is a transcript of the gene mrps28, whose product is annotated as mitochondrial ribosomal protein S28. NCBI's taxonomy places the organism in Eukaryota, Metazoa, Chordata, Actinopteri, Siluriformes, Siluridae. Gene Ontology annotation, cellular component: mitochondrial small ribosomal subunit. The coding region runs from base 62 to 631 and encodes 189 amino acids. The transcript is spliced from 2 exons. The record is from RefSeq and is a predicted model, not a curated record.